AUGGACAACAGCGGCUGUCUCCAGCAGUCGGGCCGGAAAACCGUCGGGAUCAAAGGCGACUAUGCAGCAGCCGAUAUCCCAGGACAGAAGUACAAGCUCGUGGCGACCCCGGGAGACCAGUGUGACUGCCAGUCGGCGUGCGAGAGCUUCGACUUUUUGAGGGUCGACGAUACUUCGAGUUGUUAUUCGCUUCCUGCGUCGGACUCGGAUUCGGACUCGCAGUCGUUUAGAUGGGUGGCUGAAUCUUCGUGUGGGAAUAAUACUUGUUAG
Penicillium alfredii is the source of this 270-nucleotide messenger RNA. RefSeq lists its product as uncharacterized. Lineage: Eukaryota; Fungi; Ascomycota; Eurotiomycetes; Eurotiales; Aspergillaceae. The record is from RefSeq and is a predicted model, not a curated record. The transcript has a single exon. The coding region runs from base 1 to 270 and encodes 89 amino acids.